This is a messenger RNA of Cutaneotrichosporon cavernicola, 1779 nucleotides long. RefSeq lists its product as uncharacterized. The record is from RefSeq and is a predicted model, not a curated record. Gene Ontology annotation, molecular function: glycerol-3-phosphate O-acyltransferase activity; glycerone-phosphate O-acyltransferase activity. Gene Ontology annotation, biological process: phospholipid biosynthetic process. The transcript has 6 exons. Lineage: Eukaryota; Fungi; Basidiomycota; Tremellomycetes; Trichosporonales; Trichosporonaceae. The coding region runs from base 1 to 1779 and encodes 592 amino acids.
AUGACGUUUGGCUUCACACAUGAGCCCCUCGUUCAUCUCGCCGGCAGCGCUAUCACCUCCUUCUUCCGCAAGAUUGAGGUGUACGGCUCAGAGAAUGUACCCGUCGAGGGACCGAUCAUCUUCGCGUGCACGCACACGAACAUGGCCAUUGAUCCCGCGGUGCUGAGCAAUACCAUCCCCCAUCGCCACCUUCUUCACUACUGGGUCAAGGACUCGCUGUUCAAGAAUCCGUUCAUGAAGGUGCUCCUGACGAACGCGGGCAACAUUCCCGUCGACCGGAAGAAUAAGAACAACCAGCAGCUGUUCCGCGGUACAUUCGAGGCCUUUGCACAGGGCGAGUGCAUCGGUGUCUUCCCCGAAGGCACCUCGCAUACCGAGCCUCAUCUGAUCCCCCUCAAGGACGGGACGUCGUGGGCCGCACUCGAGUACGUCCGUUAUCUUGGCGGUACCGAGGACAACCCGGGCGUCAAGGAAGGACGCCCUGCCGUUGUCGUGCCGGUCGGCAUCGCGUACUGCAACAAGUCCAAAUACCGUUCGCGGUUGGCAGUCACGUAUGGUCCCGUGAUCUCGAUGGACGACUACAAAGACGAUUUUUUGAACGGCGAUGACUCACUCCGCAAGGCGACUGUCAAGCGGCUCACGAAGCGCAUGGAGGUCGAGAUGCACAAGAUGACUGUCAACGCCCCCGACUGGGACACGAUGUACGCUGCCAAGAUGGCGACCGAGCUCCUGUGGCGCAAGGAGGACAAUCUCGCGCUUGCAGACUAUGCGGACGUCGCGCAGACCCUCGUUGACCUUUUUGCGACCGACGACGACCGCAUUGACCGCCUCAAGGCCACACUGGUGCGGUACCACCAGCUCCUCUUCUCCGCGCGGUUAUCGAACGCGGCGCUCACUGACCUUCCUCUUCCCAAGGAUCUCGACCCCGCGCUGCCCGUCCCAGUGCCGGGACGCCUGCGAACACUCGCGAUCCUAAUCAAGGACACGAUCGUGAGCUCGGCUCAGUUCCCCUUCUUCGUUAUCCCCUUCCUUUUCCACAUUCCCGUUUACGCAAUCGGGAUGUUUGGCGCCUCGCUAGCCGAGGAUGAGGAGGAGACGCGCGCCCAGAUGAAGGUCUUCCUUGGCCUCUUCCUCAGCAUCGUCAUGUACCCCAUCUUCUUCUUCUUCUUCCUCUGGCUCUUCUGGAGUAUCCCCCUGGCGUUCCCCAUGGCCGCCGGUGCAGUCUGGCUCCUGAACAAGUACCACGCCGCCUUAAUCGACCAGAACUACAACGGCUUGAAGCGCCUGAUCGCCGCCUGGCGCGUGCUGGUGGGUGUAUGGCUCGGUCCGGGCGUCGAGAUGUCGAUUCAGAGCUUCAUGGAUGACGUUGCGUCCUUCGCUCCCAACCCACCAGCCGUCGCGGGCCUUCCCCCCGGAACCCCGCGCGAGAAGUACAAGCGUCCCCUGCACCUGCCGUCACGACUGCUCGUGCGCCAUGUCCUGCGCCAGCGCAUCGAGGCCGCGCGCGACCUCGGGCGCACUCUGCUCGAGCUCGAGGGCGAGGACACCAAGCUCAAGGCGAGCUUCUGGCUUGCAGAGAGAUACGGCGGCGAGGUGUUCAAGCCCGCGGUGGUGCCAAGUGAUCGGCUGGGCGAGUACGAGCGCGAGUGGGAGCAGGGCAUUCGGCAGGCGCGUGAGGUUGUGCCUUUCCUCCGCGGGCGGGGCGCGAGGCUCGGAUCUGCCAACAGCGACGAGUACUGGGCCGAGAAGAGCGGCGACGAGGAUGCAAAGAGCGAGUAG